GCGGGCACCGUGUCAUCUGGCAAGGCAGUGGGCUCCGAGUCAACAGGCACGACAGCGGGCACCGGGUCAUCAGGUACCGGAUUGUCUGGCUCGACAGCGGGCAUCGGGUCACCAGGUAUGACAGCGGGCACUGGGUCACCAGGCAUCAGGUCAUUUGGCUCGCCAGCGGGCACCGCGUCAUCUGGCAAGGCAGUGGGCACCAAGUCCCCAGGUACGACAGCGGGCUCUGAGUCAAUUGGCACGACAGCGGGCACCGGGUCACCAGGCAUUGGAUCGUCUGGCUUGACAGCGGGCAUCGGGUCACCAGGCAUCAGGUCAUUUGGCUCGCCAGAGGGCACCGCGUCAUCUGGCAAGGCAGUGGGCACCGAGUCACCAGGUACGACAGCGGGCUCUGAGUCAAUUGGCACGACAGCGGGCACUGGAUCAGGUACCGGAUCGUCUGGAUCAACAGCGGGUAUCGAGUCAACUGGC
Messenger RNA from Staurois parvus, 471 nucleotides. The record is from the annotation of a GenBank genome assembly. NCBI's taxonomy places the organism in Eukaryota, Metazoa, Chordata, Amphibia, Anura, Ranidae.